AUGCCAUUUGAACCUCAGUUUUCAUGGGAGUCGACCGACAUGGUCUUGCAAUAUCGACCUUGUGGAGGUGGAGAGCAUUUGGCAUCUACGCCAGUCAGAGUUGUUCAGGAAAGAACGUCCAGCAAUGUUGCAAGAUCUCUCAUCAAUGACAAUGCAAUUCCUGUUUAUCUGGAGCCUCUGUUCAUGUCAGCCCUGGAUACACUCAUCAGUCAUGCACAUGUCCUGGAAGAAGAUGCACAGAUAAAUCUAGACCAACCACAAGAAGAAUUGAUGCGUCAUGUAAAUGAAUGGGUUGAUGUGUUUGCUAGACACCGAGCAGCAUAUUCCACAAGAGUGGAGCCAGUGUUUUUAAAGGCUUUUCAAACUAUCGUCAACAAUCCGGUUUCUUCAGAUGUAUUUGACACGUUGCUUCAGCUUGAAGAGGAAUACGCACAAGCUGUAAAAGAAAUCUGCCAAUCGAUGAAUGAAGAUAUUCAAAAAUUGGAGAAUGUACAAGUUAGCGAGGCUAUGCAGCGAGGUGUGGUUGAAGGAAGCCGAGAAUUUCACGAGCUGGCUAUAGAGCAAGUUGAUGAUUUGACUAUGCUUCGCGCAACAUGGGAUAGCCAGUUGGAAGAUCUGUAUAUGCAUCAACGCCAAGAAUAUCGAGACUUUGUAGUCAAAAUUUACGAGGAAAUGCUAGAAAGAGCAAACUCUAACGCAGAGAAACUUCAUGAACAGCAUCAACUCACAUCAUUUGAGAACUCUAUAGGAGACAUGAUUAUUUUUAAAGCAAUCAACCGUUUUGAAAAACGUCCGUCAAAGGAAAUAUUAAAUAUUGUUUCAAAAAACGAAAAUAUGCUAAAACAAAACUUUAACUUCCAGCCCAGCUUACCGCAACCAGCGCUCAGAUCUGAAAAUGAAGCAAUUCAAAGCAGCGCUCAACCAACCAGCUUUAAAUUGAAAAAAACUAACGAUUCUGAAGAUAUUUUGCACAAUUCUCCAGAUUCCAUUGCAAACUCACUUGUAUUGCAGAGUCAAAAUGAUAAUUGUUAUACUGAAACAGCCGAGCUGUCCCAGUCAAUUUUAUCACCAUCGUUUGAUACUAUUCCCGACAUUACUGUUCAAUCACAAGCUGUGGAUGCAACAUAUACAUCCAAUGCACCUGUUAUUGAGAAUACUCAAGAGCCUGCAAUAAACAAUGCGGAAAAGGAGUUGUCUGAAAUGGGGUUUGAGCUGAAUCAGAUACGAGCAGCACUUGAAAUCACUGAAAAAGACACGGAACGUGCAAUCAUUCUUUUGUUGGAGAAUCCCAGAUUGGUAAGAGAACACAUGAGAGCAAAGGAAACGCUUGCGUGCGAAGCUGCCACUCGUAAACAUGCUGACCACGAAGUGCCGGCACUUCGUAUGAGAGGCUCUAAUUCCUUGUUGAACCUGAAAGGAAUGGAUAAGGAUAUCCCUAAUCCACUAUCUUUUUUGAUGGCAGCAUCGACCUCACAGGCAGAGGUAGAUACCACCACGUCAGUCAAGGAUCAAAGAGUAGAACUGGGAAUUCGUACUUUGAACAAAUCUCGCCAUAAAAGUGAACAGAGUUUAAGCGGAAAGCGCUCUUUUUCAUUUACACGACAGCUUUUUCAAGGCGGACAAAGCAAUAGUUCAACCGACGGGGUGUAUGGACCUUUUUCUACAUCGAAUCAGGACAGAUCCAAUUCUAUAUCCAAGCCGGGUGCCUUGACACUGAAUCGGGUUGGGAGUUUUUUUGAAAAAGCCAUGGAUGCAUUUCGAAUGGAUGAUGAGCAAAAAGUUCAAGAACCAGAGGAAGCACAAGUCGACAUGUCAGAAUCAUUCACCAUCUAUUUUGGAACACAGGUUCGACUCAUGUUUAGUGUCAUGCUUCAAACAUACUGCGAUCACACCUCAGACCUUGCUUCGAAUUCUGCUCAAGAGCUUGCACUACACGCACAAAUGUGUAGUGCACUUUAUUCACAGAGUGUUUCGGGCAUGAUUCUGUUGCUUCGAUCUAGCGACUUUGCGAACUACUCGCAUGGAACCACAGCUAAUAAGGAGCUGAUUCAAAAGUGCAAAAUGUCGACUGAAUUCCAUUUUGAUUCGAUCGAAAGACAGCUUGAAUCAAUCAGUGAUGGACUUCCCUGUGAUGAAGCUGGUGUUCCGAUACUUCAAGAAGGCGAUUUUUUUGUUACAAAGCACUCCAAUCUUCCAUCUGCACAUGUAGUAUUUCAUUUGAUAUAUGAUGAUUCAGAGUUGGCCAUGAAAAGUGAUUUGAGCAGUCGAUCUCCACUUAUUGCCGGAUAUCGAGCAAUUUUACAAACUGCACAACUCUGCAAUGUACACAACUUGAUCAUUCCCAUAUUUCUUCUUCCAGACAGUCAGAUCAUCCAACCCUAUCCUCAUACAACACGACCGUCAGUUUCGACAUGGAAGCCCAAACUGCCAGAUUCUAUUCUUAUCAAGCGUGCCGAAGUGGUAUUAAGGCACACCAAAGGGCUACUGACUGAACAAACUCGAUUGCUCAAACAUUUGGGUGGGUCAUUAUCUGCCAAAGUAGACAAGUAUUCGAGAUCGUUGGUGUUUCGGAUGCCAAAUGACUUGCCACAUGUACAGACUGUAUUUGCAGAUAUAAGAGAAAAGCUUACUGUUGUAUUUCGAACAUCUUGAAUCAUGUAUACGACAUGAUGGAUGAAGGCUGCAUUGCGAUCGUCAAUAAACCCAUAUUUUGUUUUAUA
Batrachochytrium dendrobatidis JAM81 is the source of this 2720-nucleotide messenger RNA. RefSeq lists its product as uncharacterized. The record is from RefSeq and is a predicted model, not a curated record. Gene Ontology annotation, cellular component: cytoplasm. Gene Ontology annotation, molecular function: protein binding. The coding region runs from base 1 to 2652 and encodes 883 amino acids. Lineage: Eukaryota; Fungi; Chytridiomycota; Chytridiomycetes; Rhizophydiales. The transcript is spliced from 10 exons.